Molecule: messenger RNA, 2538 nt
Organism: Cuscuta europaea
Lineage: Eukaryota; Viridiplantae; Streptophyta; Magnoliopsida; Solanales; Convolvulaceae
Source: the annotation of a GenBank genome assembly
CAAGCACCUCCUCCUUGGCCGGCCUUUAUGCUAGGCUAGUAUUGCACUCCGUGGUAUGUACCUAACAAAUUUGUUUCGAGUGCACCAGCAUAGCUUAUAGUUGUGUCAACACCCAGUCCAUUAAACUUCCAAAUGGAUGCAAAGUUGGAAUUUUUAGAUGACGGAACGGGAGCAGGGACAGGCUGGGGGUAAAUAGCGCUGAAAAAGAAAACUGAGACGUAUCUGCUCCUUCUGACCUCUUUAACUCCUUGUCUCUUUAGCUCCGUGUCGUCCUCAUUCACCGCUCAACAAAAGACAAAAAGGGAAAGGAAGUAAACGCAGAGAGCAGAGUUAGUUUAAGGGAAACCUAAAUCCUGCUAAUCUGCACAGUGCUUGCCUUUUCGAUUCUUGUCAAAAACCAGUUUGGAUCGAAUUCCCGCUUCCUGGGACUCAUGUACAUGCAGAUACAACAACACGUUACAUCUUUAUUUGAGUAAAUAGUGCUGCAGUGGUGAUAAACAAGACACAAGGGAAUAAAGAUUUGGGUUUUAGAGCCAAGGAAUAUGAGCAGUCAUCUGGCACCGGCGGCGCCACUGCCCAAAAGAAACAAUAUGGUUCAGAAGAACCGCAAUCCGUCAACUAUCAGAAAACCGUCCGCUCAGUCUGAGAAUGGGAACGGCACCGCUAACGGGGCCAACGUUAAACCCACCUCUCCAUCUCACUCGUCUUUUAAUGGGGAGAGAACGGUUAAGAAGCUGAGGCUGUCAAAGGCAUUGACAAUUCCGGAGGGCACAACUGUAUCUGAGGCUUGUCGCCGCAUGGCAGCUAGGCGUGUGAAUGCAGUCCUACUCACAGAUGCCAAUGCACUGCUAUCCGGCAUUGUCACUGACAAGGAUAUUGCUACCAGAGUUAUAGCUGAAGAACUGAGGCCUGAACAGACGAUAGUUUCAAAGGUCAUGACAAGGAACCCCAUAUUUGUAACGUCUGAUAUGUUGGCUAUUGAGGCUCUUCAGAAGAUGGUCCAAGGAAAAUUUCGCCACCUUCCUGUUGUUGAAAAUGGUGAAGUUAUAGCUUUGUUAGAUAUCACAAAAUGCCUUUAUGAUGCUAUAUCAAGAAUGGAGAAGGCUGCAGAGCAGGGCACUGCUAUUGCAGCAGCUGUUGAAGGAGUGGAACGUCAAUGGGGAAACAGUUUGGCUGCCCCAUCAGCUUUUGUUGAAAUACUUAGGGAGCGCAUGUUCAAACCUGCUUUGUCCACAAUCAUUUCAGAAAAUGCCAAGGUUGCAAUAGUGUCCCCAUCAGAUCCUGUGCAAAUUGCUGCUAAGAAGAUGCGUGAGCUGCGGGUUAAUUCAGUCAUUGUUAUAACUGGGAACAAGAUGCAGGGAAUAUUAACUUCUAAAGACAUCCUGAUGCGUGUCGUGGCCCAAAAUCUCUCCCCUGAGCUUACACUGGUGGAAAAGGUAAUGACACCAAACCCUGAAUGUGCAACUUUAGAUACAACAAUACUUGAAGCUCUACAUAUAAUGCAUGAUGGGAAAUUUUUGCACCUUCCUGUUUUAGACAGAGAAGGAAGUGUUGUAGCAUCUCUAGAUGUGUUGCAGAUAGCUCAUGCAUCAAUUUCCAUGGUGGAGAGUAGUUCUGGUACUGUUAAUGAUGCUGCAAAUACAGUAAUGCAAAAGUUCUGGGAUUCAGCUCUUAAUCUGGAUCAAUCAGAUGAUUGUGACACUCAAAGUGAGCCGUCUAUGUCUGGAGCACUGACAUCUGAUUGCACAGAAACUGGGAGGUCUUCAUAUCCAUCCCUUGGUCUUGGAAAUUUAUUCACCUUCAAAUUUGAGGACCGAAAAGGGCGCGUACACAGAUUUAGUUUUGGUUCAGAAAGCUUAGCUGAGCUAAUUACUGCUGUUAUGCAAAGGGUGGGGACAGCUGACGAUCAUGAUCACCCACAACUUUUGUACGAAGACGAUGAAGGUGACAAAGUUCUGCUGACAACUGAUAUGGAUCUUAUUGGUGCUGUUUGCCAUGCGAGAUCAGUGGGAUUGAAGGUCUUGAGGUUGCAUCUGGACUUCUCUGAUUCUUCUUACAAAGAGAGAAAGAAGGAAGAACCUACAUCCACCACCGCUACAGUACACGCUGGACGGGUCCCUGUCCAUGCUGCUAUUUUGGCUGGAGCAGUUGUACUGACAAGCGUUGGUGUAUUAACUUACAUAAAGCGCUCAAAUACGUGAUCUAAGGGGAGUCGCUGAUUUUGGUUCCAGAGUGCUCCUCAUGCUCUUUUUUGUGAAAUUUGUUGAGUAUGCCUAUACAAAGACUAUCUGGUAAUUGAUAAUGUCUGUACAAGUAGGUGGACAAUAUGCAGUGAUCCCUGAAAGAGUGAAAAUCGCCUCUCUGCACAAAUUCCUCAUUUCAUAGCUUACUAAAAAACAGUAGAAUGUGGUAAUACCGAAAUGUGCACUGCAUUGUUCAUUCCUCUCAGCAUUGAUAGGUAUGUGGUUUUGUUAGUCAUAAUAUGACAAAAUGGUCUCACUUAUUUUAUGUAUUUGGUUAAAUACCAAGUUUGUCGAC